Molecule: messenger RNA, 1506 nt
Organism: Aspergillus campestris IBT 28561
Lineage: Eukaryota; Fungi; Ascomycota; Eurotiomycetes; Eurotiales; Aspergillaceae
Exons: 6
Coding region: 1-1506 (501 amino acids)
Cellular component (GO): mitochondrion
Source: RefSeq, a predicted model, not a curated record
AUGUUUACACGCGCCGUGUGCGCGCGGACAGCGCAGGCCGCAUCACAUCGAGCUUGCUUUAAGGUGGGUUUACGGAGAUUUAAAAUCUAUCAUUUGCGGAAGUCUAACGACGAAUCCCUCUUCACAUACACCACCGGCCGCUUCCUCUACAACGAACGCGCGCGUCUGCGCGAACGAUACGUGCCGUUCAACACCACAGCACUCAAGCAAGCCAUUUCAAAGCACGUAGGUCAUGGGCAUGUCCAGUCCCUUACAAAACUCAGCGAGGGGGGCUUCAAUCGGGUUCUCCUAGCCACGAUGGAAGAUGGGUUCAAAGCCAUUGUCAAAAUCCCAUACUGGAUAUCUGUCCCUAGGACGUAUGUCACUACUAGUGAGGUUGCCACUCUUACGUUCCUCAGAUCGAAGGGGAUUCCCGUUCCGGAGGUGUAUGGGUGGUCUUCAUCUUCCACAACGGAUAAGCCCAUUGGGGUUGAGUACAUCAUAAUGGAACACGUCCCGGGGUAUCAGAAGCAUGCGCUGGUGACGGGGAUUGUGGAUGUUGAGAAACGGCUGUUUAGCAUUCCGUUUGGGGCGGUGGGGAGUAUUUACUUUAAGAAGGAUGUUGAGACCCGGUUUCAGGCCCCGCUGUAUGUGCCCGGGACGGUGGAUGAGGAUGGGGAUGGGGAUGUGUAUUGUAUUGGGCCGAGUGCUGAUUACAUGUUUUGGUAUGGGAGGAGGGGGGGUGGAAGGUUGAUAGGGGGCCUUGAUUAUCUUGUUGCGACGGCAGAAAAAGAAGUCAAGUGGGUGGAGAAGUAUAGCAAACCGCUGGAGCCGGAUUUCCCCCACAAUACCGUCUUUCCUGGCGUGCGACAGCCGCAGGAGUAUCUGGAGCUUCUUAGGAAGUAUCAGUCUAUCGCACCGUAUCUUCUUCCAAGAGAGCUGGGUCGUCCGACUCUGCGCCAUCCGGACCUCACACCAAGCAACGUCUUCAUCUGCCCCGACACAUUCAAAGUCACAUCCAUCAUCGACUGGCAACACACGUUUAUCACGCCACUGGUUCUCGCAGCCGGAUACCCUCGACUAUUCGAGAAUCCUGACCCCGAGCCUCCCACGGGGUUGAUCCCGCCAAAGUACCCUCCUGAGUACGACGAUGAAACCCGACGAAAAGGCCCAAGCCGCCAGUGGUCAGGUAAUAUGAUCUCGCUGCGCGGUGCUCUCAUGCGCAUAUGUGAGCUCUGGCCUCAUCUUUCUGUCCCAGAUGAAUGCCCCAUUAGGUUCUCGGAGCAGGAAGUUCGUGAGCAGGCGGAGAGUGAGCGUAUGUGGUAUGACUUGAAUGCGCUUGUUGGUCACUGGCGGCGUGAACUUGGGGGACUCUCAGAGGAGGGUUGGAUUCCUGCUGAGAAUUAUGAUGCGGCAGUGCAGAGGAAUGAGUCUUUGAGGGAGGAGUUCUCGGAUGGUGCGAGUCCUGAUGAGUUGGGGAAGAUUCGUCGCGGCUGGCCUUUUCGGGAUCUUGAGGACUUCUAUUGA